Molecule: messenger RNA, 1510 nt
Organism: Sarcophilus harrisii (Tasmanian devil)
Lineage: Eukaryota; Metazoa; Chordata; Mammalia; Dasyuromorphia; Dasyuridae
Gene: IL1A
Product: interleukin 1 alpha
Exons: 7
Coding region: 79-864 (261 amino acids)
Biological process (GO): inflammatory response; cytokine-mediated signaling pathway; positive regulation of gene expression
Cellular component (GO): extracellular region
Molecular function (GO): interleukin-1 receptor binding; cytokine activity
Source: RefSeq, a predicted model, not a curated record
AGGCACUUGAGGAAGCUCAAUUAGUCACAAGCUCUGCAAAGAGACAGCCACGCAGAGCGUCUGGACACGAGAGAAAUUAUGGCCAGAGUCCCUGACAUAUAUGAGGAUCUCCAUUUACAAUACAGUGACAAUGAGGAAUUCAUUUCAGACACUCACCACGUCUCAUCGAGUCAGGACUCCUUCUACACUAAUUCCAGCCCAUACCAAGAGGAGAGUUGCACAAAAUUAGAGAUUUCUGAGAAAAUCCACCAGCUUAAUUCUCAAGAUUGUGUGGAUGCACCAGUUGUCAAAAAGAAAAAAGAGAAGAAGAAACAAAUUUCUGAGAGCCAUCCCAUCACCAGUAAUUACGUGUUUAACGUUGGCAGCAAUUUGGACAAACAUAAAGAUGUAAACAGACUCAUGGCUGCCUCCAAACGGGAGUAUACUUUCAAUUCCUAUUUAACUAACCAAACAAUAAGUGACCAAGACAAUCGAAGUAUAUUGCAAAUAGAAAAUCACCUCAGAGCUGUUCCCAUCCAAGCCAUAACACCUGACGGAGUGUUUGACAUAGGAAGAUACGUAACUCUACAACCUGCACCAAAUUAUGGAAUGGCCGUGACGAUAAGGAUCGCAAACACACAAUUGUUCGUGGCCGCCAAGGGGGAAAAUGAACCUGUGGAGCUACAGGAACUCCCCAAGACGCCCACCACCCUUGAUUCUACCAGCCAAUUCCUCUUCUACUGGAAGACAGAGGGGAAUUACAGCACCUUUGCCUCUCUUGCCUAUCCAGGACUGUUUCUGGCUACUGAUGUUAAGGACGAUGAGCUGGUCUUCUUGGCAAAAGGACUCCCUGCUCUCACUGCCUUCCUAGUGGUAGAUCAAUAAAAGCACAGGUUAGCAGAGGAGGAAAAGCUCCAUCAUGCUCUUGUCAGAUGAUCAGGUACUUAGAGCUGGGAGAGGACCUUGUUUUCUACUUUAGUGAUUUUAUAGAUGUGAAAACUGCUUGUCCAAGGUCAUUCCAAAAGUAAAUUUUGGAGGUAGGAUGUGAAAGCACGUACUUACAAGAAAACCACUCUACUUUCCACUAAAUCACACUGCUGUAAUUUAUCUGUAAAAUGAUGGUAUGUACUAUGUACAUGAUGAAACCAAAUCUUUUCCUCUUAGUCAUGUACCAUACAUAUGGCUUUGGGAUGAGUCCUUGUUAUUCUAAAUGAAUGUUUGUGAAGGAAUUACAAGAGUCCAGUGGACUCAACACUAACUCACGAUUAUUAUUUAUUAUUUGGAGAACACCCUGUAUUUUGCAAAGGGCUAAUCAUUUUACUUAGCGUUCUUUGUUGCAGUUUUAUGAAGCAGACUAUUACUAACUGUAACCAUGAGAGCAAUCUCAUCAGAGAUGUUGAUAUUAUUCUAAUUAUAUUAUGGAGAGGUUAAGUGAGUAAUAAUGAGAGAAAUUGAGAAGUAUGUACAGUGAAAUCAGAACCAGAAUUCCAGAAUCUUUUUGUCUGUCGCUUGGAAAACUUCAGGCUUCUCU